Molecule: messenger RNA, 4355 nt
Organism: Cebus imitator (Panamanian white-faced capuchin)
Lineage: Eukaryota; Metazoa; Chordata; Mammalia; Primates; Cebidae
Product: testicular haploid expressed gene protein-like
Exons: 2
Coding region: 1-1230 (409 amino acids)
Biological process (GO): spermatogenesis
Source: RefSeq, a predicted model, not a curated record
AUGCGGGACCGAGCUGGGCAGGGACUGGGGCAUUUUAACCACCCAAUAGGACUGCAGUACUCUUUUUGCCUCAACGGUGAAAAGAGCAAAAGUCAGAGCCCUCUGCUGCUCAACCCACCAGACAUCAAAGUCCAGCUGCUGCUCUGGUCACCCAGCCAGUUCGCUAGGCAGUCAUUUGAGCCGGGCAAGAGUGGGGUUCACUUGGCAGCCAGCACUCUGAGGCGGGGGGGCGGGUCAGAGAAGGAGCCGGACGGCGACCCCCACGGCCUCCAGAGCUCUGUGUAUGGGAGCCGGCGGGUCACAGACCCCAGACUCCAGGACCUGGGCCAUGCAGAGCUGGGCCCUGAAGACCCAGAAGAAGAGCUUCCCCCCGAGGAGGAGCUCCUGGAGACCCUGGACCCCAAAGACUCCCUUUCUGAAUUGGAGAGAGUUCUGGACCAGGACGCAGAGGAGGACAUUCCUGAGAUGAGGCAGCUGUCCAUCAGCCAGAAGAUCCCUGGCACCGCCGUGGCCAGAGCGAGGAAGAAGAGGAGGUGGCGGAGGCCCAGUGAGCUGGUAGAGCCCAGGAGAAACUGGCAAGUCCUGAAAGACAGGCCAUCUGUGUACUGGACCGAGCGGUUCCUGGAGGACACCAGCCUCACCAUCACAGUGCCCGAGGUGUCCCAGCGAAUGGAGGAGCUGUCUUGGCCCUGGAGAUUCUACCUGGAAUAUUAUAACAGCAACAGGACGACUCCUGUCUGGCCCAUUCCUCGGUCCUCCCUGGAAUACCGAACGUCGCCUCGCCUGAAGGAACUGGCUGCCCAGAAGAUUCGGAACAACAUCUGGAGCAUGAACAUGUUUGAGGUGUCCUGGGUAUCCAGGGCGGCCCAAAUGGCAGUCCCCAGCUCCCGGAUCCUCCAGCUGUCAAAGCCGAAGGCCCCAGCCACCCUGCUGGAAGAGUGGGACCCCAUGCCGAAACCCAAGCCACGUGUGUCAGACUAUAACCGCUUCCUUCACUUGGCCAUGCCCAAAGCUCAGCCGGACAAGUUCGUUCCUGACCAAGAUCCUCGCUGGGCGGUGCUGGAUGUCACCAAGAAGGUCGUGGCCAGCCCCCGGAUCAUCUCCCUGGCCAGGCCCAAAGGGCACAAGGGUCUCAAUGAGGGCUACGACCCCUAUUACAUCUCCCCGGCUGCGCUGGUGGCCCAGGUGUCCCCUCACCUCUAUGAGCUCGCCAUCACCAGAAAAGUAUGAGCCCCCUAGGCCCAGCUUCUAAGACAUCGGCUCACCAGUAAACACCCUCAGGCAUCCUAACCCUGUGUACGUGAUUGUUCUGAGUCUUUUGGCCUGGAGAAGGGAGGGCAGGCUGGAAGGCCAAAAGAAGGAUGAGGAGGACAAUAAUAUUUAUUUUUGCAUCCAAAAAAAAAAAGUCUAGCAGCCUCCAUAAUCAUUAUGCUUAUGUGUUUAACACAUCCUUCAUGCCAACAACUGACAAUUUACUUGUUUUUUGACAUAGGGUCUUGCUCUGUCAUCCAUGAUGGAAUGCAGUGGCGCGAUCUCAGCUCACUGCAACCUCAGCUUCCCAGGUUCAAGCCAUCCUCACACUUCAACCUCUUGAGUAUCGGGGACUACAGACACAUGCCACCACAGUUAGCUAAUUUAACUUUUUAAAAAAUAGAGACAAGGUCUCACUGUAUUGCCCAGGUUGGUCUCACACUCUUGAACUCACGUGACCCUCCCACCUUGGCCCUCCCAAAGUGAUGGGAUUACAGGCAUAGCCACCAUGCCUGGCUGAGAACUUUAUACUCUUAAUCUUUGUAAGAGUAGUGCAUACUCUUAAUGCUUCUACACUGCAGUGUAGGUGGUAUAUUAUCUCCAUUUCUAGAUGACAAAACCGGGGCACAGAGAAGCUAAGAAGCUUGUCCAAAGCUGCACAGCAAAUAAGCAGGAACCACAACCCGAAUGCCUACCAUACUUGCACUCUCCCUCUACAUCAGCGGCCUCACAGGUGAGACGGGGCCCAUCUGGGGCAGGCAAAUGAUGAGGCUUCAAGAUGCUUCCAAGCAAAAAAGCAGAGUAUAAAAUUGCACACAUGCUGGUCACCACACCCCAUUACAAAGUGUGUGCACGGGAUCACAUGGGGUGGGAUCUGGUAGUCGGUGCUCUGUGUCUCAGAGAGAGGCAGGGCCUGGGAGCUUCAGUCAGUGCCUGGUCCCCUUGGCUGAAUUCUUCCUUGUAAGGAUAGCUAAGGGUUAAGGUGAAUAGAAACCAGGUGGGCACAGGUGUGGUGGCUCCGCCUUGCCUUGGACCUGGAGGCAGUGGUGGUGGUCCUCCCUCACUUUCCCCAGGUGCAGGAGCCACCUGGUCAGAUAACCUCUCCACCCCACUGCAUUCCAGACAAGCUUUUGCCUCGGGCAACUAUCCAAGCAAACCAGAGACCACUGCUCUGAGUACUGACCGUUUUUGAAGUGAAGACUUGCAGGAGAGAGACUAUAGAGUAGUGUGAACAGAUUCUCCCCCAUCAUAGAGGCCAAGGCCAAGGAGCUGGUCUGCAAUGGCCUAUAAAAGGCCCUUUGCGAUCCAGCCCCUUCCCAGCUGAGCAGCUCACUACCCACCUUUCAUUUCAUGCUACAGCCACACUCAGCUCAGUGUGCUGUACUGCUGAGCCUCGGCCCAGGCUGGACCUUCUGCCCUGAGCACCGUCUCAUUCUUCAGCUCUACCAUGUGCAUCUGUGGUUCUCAGGUGCCUAGAACCCAGUCCCUGGCUUUCAGAUGGUGCAGUCUCCCUUAAAUGCACAUGCCUUGGACUUCCAUUAAAACAAACACUUGGGGAGAAUCCUAUCCUUAAUAACUCUGUCCAGAGGGCAAAGUGGGAGGUGAGGGAGGAUCCCGAGGCACUGAAAAGUGAGGUGGGAUGGCCCAGGGACACGCUGCAUACUUUAUCCUAGGAGGAGCCAGGCUGGCCCAUGGAGCCCUCGGCAGGCUUGCUCUAGUGUUCUCCUAAUAAGCACUCCUGUACUCUCACACCACCACACCCUUGUACGUGCUGUGCCCUUUACCUAGAAUGCCCUUCUUUGCCUGGGAAACUUCAGCAUAUUCUUCUAAGCCCAGCUCAACGUCACCUCCUCUGUGAAGCUCCCAGAGGCAGAAUCAGUGGCUCCUUCCUCUGCAAAAGUGCUAUUCCCAUAGCACUUUGACCUCAUAAUUACGCGUGAAUCCCUCCUCUAAGAAGAGAGCUCUUUCGGGGCAAGGGAUGUGGCCAGUUCACCUUUGCAUCUCUAGCACCCAUCCCAGAACUGGCCUGGAAAUGCCUCUGAAUGAAUGGAUUAAUGAGCUUCCUUUUGCUAAGAUCCCAAGAUACCUAUUUUCCCACCUCCUGCUGGGCCUUCCCUCUCCAGUCCCAAGAGGAGCAAACGGAGCCUUUUGUCUUCACACCACAUUGGUAUUGACCAGAGUUGGGUUUUAAUGGUGCUUUGACAAAAGGCAGCUCCCACAUUCAUUUUCCUUGGCUAAUUACAUUUCCCAACUGAAAUGCUUAUCUCUGGGCUGGUGUUAAAGACAUAAUCAGUUUCCAGAAUGGAUUCAAAAGAGGUGAGAGCAAGAAAAUAAUUAAGCCAACUUCUGAUUGAAUCAAAUAAUUAAGCAGAUUUAAUCGGCUGCCUGUGAUCUACAUCCCUAGCCUGGGCCUGGGGAGUGUUCUGCUCUGUCAGAGAGAUCAUGUCUGAUUAUUUUAGAGAUGGGCAGCAUUUCUUCCCAGUAGCAAGUAAAGGAUUGAUUCUUUUAACUGAAUGCAAAUCAGGGUGGCAGAACCCCAGGUUCCUUGUUUAGGCAAAAUAUUCUGGGUUUGCAGAAAAAUAAUAGAGGCUGGGGGUGCUCUGUUCUUUAGCCAUGUCUAGGCACUCAUGGUAGAGUUUGCACCAAUGGUCCCCAUUCCUUACCCCUUCCUGCAUUCAGGUCCUUUGCCACUGAGUGGGAUGUCUCUCCCCAUCCUCCUCCUCUGGGCUUAGCCACAUGUGGCCAACUUCAGCCAAUGAGAGCUAAUGUGACAGACGCAGAGGCUUGAAAAGGUACUUGCAUGUUUCCACUUGCUUUCUUGUCCUUUUGUCACCAUGGGAACACAAUCAAACUAGAGCUGAGACGCAGAGAUGCAUGGAGCAGAGCUGAGUUGGCCUCAGUUGUCCCAGCCAAGGAUCUCUUAGAUCAGCUGACAGUCAGCUGUCCCCAGGCACAAGGGUGAGCCCAGUCAAGAUCUGAAGUCGUAAACCAGGCACGGUGGCUCACGCCUGUAAUCCCAGCACUUUGGGAGGUUGAGGAGGGCAGAUCAUGAGGUCAAGAGAUUGAGACCAUCCUGGCCAACAUGGUGAAACCUUGUCUCUACU